CACGCCUCUUUUUUUUCACAAUUUUGAAUUGAAUUAGUCUCUCUCUAACAAGCUCUUCUUCAAUGGCGUCUUUCUAAGCUAAGAUUAAAACUUUAAUCAUUCUCUCUCUCUGAAUUUGAUCGUGAAGAAGAAAAUGCCGAGCCUUGCGGUGAAAGUCUAUAGCUUGUUCUACAAGUACCUCCUGAAAAAGCAAUUACAGAGCUUAGCCCUAGCCGACGCCGAUCGUUUCAUUUCCGAUCCGUUCGGAAUCACUUCCCGGCCCGGAGAGUCCGUCGCCGCCGCCAAUCCGACCUUCCAAAACGGCGUCGCGACGAAGGACAUCCACGUCGACCCCUUGUCCUCUCUCUCCCUCCGAAUUUUCCUCCCCGAGUCCGUCCUCGGCGCUAAAUCUUCGAUCAAUUCUUCUCCGGGGGGCGAUUCGGAAAACGAUGUUGUUUACAGGGGAUAUUCCCCUCCGCCGUUGGGGAAGCGGUGCCGGAAGCUGCCGGUGAUGCUGCAGUUCCACGGCGGGGGGUUUGUGAGCGGGAGCAACGUGUCGGCGGCGAACGACGCGUUUUGUAGACGAAUGGCGAAGCAUUGCGAUGCGAUCGUGGUGGCGGUGGGGUACAGAUUGGCGCCGGAGAGUCGGUUCCCGGCGGCGUUCGAGGACGCGGUUAAGGUGUUGAAUUGGCUCGGGAAGCAGGCCAAUUUGGCGUCCCUGAGGAAUGUGAGGAUUUUGGGGGUCAAUCGCCGAAUGUUCGAUAGCUUUGGGGAAUCCAUGGCUGAACCUUGGUUGGCUGCUCAUGGGGAUCCGUCUAGAUGUGUACUCCUUGGAGUGAGCUCCGGUGCAAACAUAGCGGACUAUGUAGCUCGAAAAGCCGUAAUGGCAGGGAAGCUUUUGGACCCUGUUAAAGUGGUUGCGCAAGUCCUGAUGUACCCUUUCUUCGCCGGGAACACCCCUACUAAAUCGGAGAUCAAAAUGUCAAACUCAUAUUUCUACGACAAGGCAAUGUGCUCGCUGGUGUGGAAGCUGUUUUUACCUGUGAACGAAUUCGAUCUGGACCACCCUGCGGCCAACCCCCUUCUCCCCACCACAAAGCCACCUCUGAAAGACAUGACCCCAACACUGAUGGUUGUUGCCGAACAAGACUUGAUGCGAGACCGAGCCAUCGCUUACUCAGAGGAGUUGAGGAAAGCUAAUGUGGACGCGCCUGUUCUUGAAUACAAGGACGCUGUGCAUGACUUUGCCACUCUUGAUGUGCUCCUCCACACACCACAGGCCCUGGCUUGCGCCGAGGAUAUCUGUAUAUGGAUGAAGAAGUAUAUCUCGCUCCGAGGCCAUGAGUUUUCUUACUGACUUGAUUAGAAAGGUAGAGAGAAUUUACUGGCUUUAGUAAGCAGAUUGCAGAGAUUCAGCGCUAGGAGCAACAGUUUUGUGGAUACCAGCAUCAUGUUGCUCCAGUUUUGUUGGUUGUUUAUAGAUAUAUUCCUUCAAAGAUCUUCCGUACAGAGCUGUAUAUUCUUUUUGCUGUAUAUUUAAGGAUUCAUUUUGUAUCCAAAUUCCAUUCUUUCUCAUUUUUUUUAUUUAAAUUACGUAGCAAGUUGUGUGUAAACUUUUGUAGGUGACUGCUUAUAUUUAGAAGUUGUUCUAGCAUAUGGUUAACAAUAACAUUAAAAAGACAUGUAAGCUUUU
This is a messenger RNA of Morus notabilis, 1672 nucleotides long. Its product is annotated as probable carboxylesterase 11. Lineage: Eukaryota; Viridiplantae; Streptophyta; Magnoliopsida; Rosales; Moraceae. Gene Ontology annotation, molecular function: hydrolase activity. The record is from RefSeq and is a predicted model, not a curated record. The transcript is spliced from 2 exons. The coding region runs from base 134 to 1336 and encodes 400 amino acids.